This is a messenger RNA of Lynx canadensis (Canada lynx), 1848 nucleotides long. It is a transcript of the gene ERICH4, whose product is annotated as glutamate rich 4. The coding region runs from base 945 to 1346 and encodes 133 amino acids. Lineage: Eukaryota; Metazoa; Chordata; Mammalia; Carnivora; Felidae. The record is from RefSeq and is a predicted model, not a curated record. The transcript is spliced from 2 exons.
CUAGAGCCUCCAGAAGGAGCCCAGCCUUGUGGACCCAUUUUAGACUUCUGGUCGGCAGAACUACACUAACUGUGUGUUGGUUUAAGCCACAAAGUGGUACUUUGUUACAGGGGCAGCAGGAAACUAACACAACGGGGUAGGUCCCAGUUGAGAGCUGUGUUGACCAUAUUCACCUUGAGACGCCUGAGACGUCAAGGUGGAGAUGCUGAGUAGGCGUCUGGAGCUCAGUAUGGAGGUCAGACUGGGGUCUGAGACCUGGGAGCCAUGGGUGUGCAGGUGGAGUUCAAACCCUAGGCCUGAGAGAGGGGCUCUAGCAGAGGGAGGCCCACACCCCAGUCUUUUCCAUGGCAGGGCCCACGCUGAUAGCGAUGGACUCUGUGGGCAAGUCAGGGGUCAGCAGCGCCCACUGCUCAGCUGUGGGCCAGCAGCCUGGACCCUGUGGCACCGCAGCUGAGGCAUCGUGGCCUGGAAGCCACCCCUGGCUCCUCAGGCACACUAACUGGAAGGCCCUGGGGUGGCCCAAGUGGGGAAGACAAGGUCCAAGCCAGAGAAUGCAGAGGAAGUGUGGAGGCUGAGGAGGAGCAGUGGGAGGGACACAGGAGGGGAUGGGGCAGAUGAGGCCAGGCAUCCACAGACCACAGCACCCACGAGGGGUUUGGCCUGAGAAGGGCUCAAGAAGGGUGGGGGUUUUGGCGUCCGCCAGAGGGGGUGUGGCUGGGCCCUUGUGAGCAGAGCUGAGGUUAGACUUUAGAAGGAAGAAAACCCCCGUGAGGCUGCCAAUUCUUACCAGAGAGUGGACUUUGGAAUUCUGUCCCAGGCACCUGCUCCCCCAUCCCCCGCUCUUUGCUCCCCCCCCCCCCCCACUUCCCCUACCAGCUCCUCAGGGGACUGGGUCAAUCUGGACCUUGUCACUUUCUGCUCCUGGCUGCCACUACUCAGAGACUAUGGAACUGUGGAGGCAACUGAGGCAGGCGGGACUGGUGCCCCCAGGACUGGGCCCACUUCCCCGCGCCCUGAGGGCCCCCCCGCCAGUGAGGAGAGCUGGCCAGACCCUCUCGUUCCCAGGAGUAGACACUGCAGGUGCCAGGGAGAGUCUGCUGUGGAUCUUGGAGGAGCUGGGGCGCCUCCGCCAAGUGGACGUCCAGCUGCUGGGCCAGCUGUGCAGCCUGGGGCUGGAGAUGGGGGCUCUGCGGGAGGACCUGGUCACCUUCCUGGAAGAGGAGGAGAGCCUCGUGGAGGAAGAGGAGGACGAGGAAGAGCCCGAGGGGAAGCAGGAGGAGGGACACUUGGGGGUCUCCUUCUCAGCCCCAGGCCACCAACUCCCGGACUUUGAGAUGACAAUCUGAGGCCCUGCCAGGUGCUUCUGAUCGACACACGAAGGAGAUGCAAAUUUAUGCAAAGGAGGGGGGAUUUGCAGGUCAACUCAACCUGCCGACACAGAUUUGGGAUCAACACCUGUUCCUUAAGCAAAUACAUUCUCUGAAGAUGUCUGCACGGAGAUUGAGGGGCUGGCCUGGGACCCCCGGGGUGUGUUUGCAGGCGAGGUGGGAGGUUUGCAGAGAAACUGUAGGUGUAUUUGCAGGUAGGUUGCAGGGGAGACGUGGGUCUUUGCAAACAGGAUGGAGAUGCUGGCAGGUGGGCAAGGCUGCCCAGUAUGGCGCCCCCCCACCCCCACAAGUGGCUGUUGAGCACGUGAAACAUGGCUGGUCUGAAGUGAGGUGCGUGGGACACGGAACUACAGAUCGAAUUUCGAAGGCUUCCUAUGAUCAAAAGAAUAUAUAGACAUUUCAACAAUCUAAAAAUUUUGUUGAGAUGCUUUUUUCUGCAUAAUGGGAUAAAUAAACAUAU